Molecule: messenger RNA, 5586 nt
Organism: Amaranthus tricolor (Joseph's coat)
Lineage: Eukaryota; Viridiplantae; Streptophyta; Magnoliopsida; Caryophyllales; Amaranthaceae
Product: protein TIME FOR COFFEE-like
Exons: 12
Coding region: 439-5019 (1526 amino acids)
Biological process (GO): regulation of circadian rhythm
Cellular component (GO): nucleus
Source: RefSeq, a predicted model, not a curated record
CAAGACUUGAGCAUGAAUUAUGGAUAGAUCCGACUUUUUAUAGAGAGAGAGAAUGAGUGAGCGGAAUGAGAUGAAAAUAUGAAAUACUCCAGAAAAGUAGAUGAGAUAUGACUUGGGACUACCUGUAGAAAUGACUAUUUAGAGCGAGAAACGGAAGAAAAUAUAGAGAGAGAAAAGAAUACUACAGCAACUUAAAAGUGAGAGAACAAGAACAAACGAAAGGUGAAGAUCUUUCUACUUUUUGAUUAUCUGAAAGAUCUGAAGACUGAAGAACAAGAUUAUUCAAUCAAUUUCAUACUCUUCUCUACCCGUUUUUUAAUUGAAUCUCUCAUUUUCUGUUGUCCGCCAUUGAUUCUUUUAGCCGAGGUUUUCAAGAACACAAAUCAAGAGUUAAAGAUAUGAGAUUAUUUAGCUGAUUCAAUUCUGUCUUUGAACAAAAUGAUGGAUAGAAAUAGAGAAGCUAGAAGAGCGGCGGCCAUGGUGAAUGGGUUGCCUAAAAGAAGACAUAGAACCGUUACUGGCGGUAGUUUGAGAGAGUCUACAGAUGAUGAUAGUCCCAUGGAAUUACAGGAGACGGCGACUCGUUUAAGAGAUCGGUCAGGAAAAAAAGAUAGAGAUCGAGAAAUUAGGGAUAGAGAUAGAGAAAGAGAACGAGACAGAUUGGGUACAAAACGAAGAAGAGGGGAUAAAUACUCACGGAAUAAAGAAGACGGUGGUGCAGAUGAUGAAAGCUCUGAAGAAAGUAUGAAUGAUGUAGAAGAUGAAGAUGAUGAUAGUCGACUACGUUAUAUACCUCCGACAAAUCCGAUUCCGAUGUCAUCUCCAGCGGCUACAUCAACUCUUGUCAGCCACCGGAAAAGUUAUCCUCCGUCUAAGUUAUUUCGGGUUACUGUUCCCAAAAAAGCUCGCUCAGUUUCAACAAAAAGAGGACAUGAUUGUUGGAGUUCAGUACCAGGUUGGGAGCAGAUACACCGGAAAGCUUCGUUUUCACCGGUGAGGUCAGUAGCAGCAGGAACGACGACAGUUCCAUUACCGUCGCAAGGACCUACUAUGUCACCGUCGUCAUCAAAUAUUGAAAACAAGAAGAAAAUUGCUAAUGGACCACCCAAACAAAGGCCACCAAAAAUUGCAUCAAAAUCUUCGUCACCUACAACUCAGGAUGAGAUUGAAAUUGCAGAGGUUUUAUAUGGUUUGAAGAGGCAAUCUCACGCUCCGUCUAAACAAGAUGGAAUGAUGCCAAAUGAUUCAGCCAAUUUGGAUUCUAGAUCUGUUGUUGAUUCUAAAUCCAGAAUAUCAUCUCCUGUUCCAAAUUCAUCAUCUGUUUCAGGUCUUGCGAAUAAUUCUUCUUCAUCUACUCCUCCCUUAACCACCAUUGUUCCAAAGAGAAAAAGACCACGGCCAUACCCAGAAGAGAUUCCAGGUGGGUUGGGACCUCAGAGCAGUCCGGUUUCAUCAACUGCAAAGGCAGAAUUAAAUGAAGCUCCAAAUCUGGAGGUAGCAUCUCUAAAUACGGAAAAGAAUCUGGGAUCCACCAUUGAAAAUGGAGUCAAUUUGGUGAAUUCCCAAGAACAUACGGCGGAGAUAAUACCGUCGGCAGUGGGAAAUACUAGUGUUACCCAAUCAAAUACAAAGCCUAAUUUGGUAGAGGAAUCAGAAGAGAUAAGAUAUGGGGUUGUGAGAGCUCAAGUGGAGGAAACUUCCUUAACCCCUAAAUUGGAAUCUGCACAAAAUCACGAUCGUGUUGAAUCCUCCACCACAUCCACUAAACCAAAUUCAUCCCCGGUUGAACAAGAAAAUCACAAGGAAGAUAUUUUUGAAAUUGAUCUUAUGGCACCACCACCACAAUCAAGAACAUCACCGGAAAGAGAGGAAGUUAUGGCGGAAAACGGAGGAGCAGAUGAGAAAGCUAUGGUCACGGAUAGUGAAACGGAAGCAAAACACAAAAAUGAAGAUAAUAAUAAAGUUAAUGGUGGUGAUGAUAACAAAGAUGGAAAGGAAAAGGAAACAAGAAUUGAUCUUCAUCUUGAUUUAACAAAGUCUAAUGUUAAUGAUGAUCAGUUGAAUAUUCAAAAGCAACUGCCCAAGAUGAACAGAGAUGAUGAUACCAUUAAUACAACCAAGCACGGUGGUCAAUCGGGUUCGGCACCACUAUUGCCAGUACCAGGAGGAUGGCAUGGAGGGCUUGCAACACCCAUGGGAUAUGUGGGACCUUUGCAAGGAGUUGUUUCAAUGGAUGGGGCCCCAACGGCUUCUCCACCAAUUCAGCCACCACCAUUCCUGUUAACCAAACCAAAGCCAAAGAGAAGUACAACUCAUUUGUACAUUGCCAAAUGCAUAUUAGCCCAUCAGCAACUCAUCAAGGUGACUCCUUUCUGGCCAGCCGCUGCGGCUGCCCCUGUAUUUGGUGCAAAGUCUUACAACUUGAAUAUGAUGCCUUCAGCUGAUUUACACGGUGCUAACGCGAGAGGUGUGGUUGAUAACAAAGGCCAACCUUUCACUUUCUUCCCUGGUCAGUCUGCUGCUUCGUCUAAGGAUACGUCUCAGCCCUCCACCAGUGCUCCUGAUUCUUCCAUGAAGAAGCAGUUUUUAGUCCACCCUGCUUUGCCCCUUGGUACUCCCAAUACCAUUUUACAUUCCCCUAUGUUCUUUCCAAUGAAUCAACAACAGGCGCCAGUGCCAGGGGGAAAUGUUCGUCCCAGUACCACCAAAUCACCAUCACCUGUUGGAUCUGCACCUUCUAACUCUGUAUCCACUUCUGGUCCAAUGGGUACUCCUACAAUGAGCUUUAGUUAUCCAAACAUGGGAGGAAAUGAGACCCCGUAUAUGACGAUUCUAGGAAAUGGGGCAUACCCUUUCCCUAUGCCUGCACAUGUUGGAACAGCUCCACUUUUUAGGGGUUCUCAACCUGUCUUUGAAGGUCCUUUCUAUCCUUCACAAAUGCUUCAUCCUUCACAAAUACAACAACAGCAAGGUGCACAGUCAUCUCAGUCUUUGACAAUGCAGCAGCAAAAUCAACAGAAUGCUAGCCAUUCUACUUCAUCCUCGUCUUCCCAAAGGCAUUUGCAGAGUCAACAGAUGCGGCCCCAUGGGAGCAGUGUACCUAGUGCUGGGAAUAUGAACCAAGGCUUGCAGAAUUUCCAAAUCACCACCAAAGCUCAAAAUUCUCAGUUACAUAAUGAUAUGGGCGGUGAGGAUAGACCUUCUACUGAUGAUAGUCGUACCCUGCAAAACAUGAGUGCCUAUGGGCAGAACUUUGCAGUGCCCUUUCAUUCUCCCAACUUUGCUUUGAUAACUCCGCCUACUUCAAUGGGUGCACCUGGUAACAAUGCGGCUGGUGUUCUUAAUGGUAACCUUGGUGAUAAGAUGCAGCAGCAACCUCAACAAACUCCUACUUUUCCUAUGUCAUUUGCUUCACCUAAUGGUGCUACUCCUGGUUUUGAUAUUUCUUCAAAAGCGUAUAAUCCUGCUAUUUUACAGAGCAUUCCAGAGACCGCCCUACAGAACUAUAAAAAAAUGGCUGCAGCUGCUGCAGUUGCAUCAGCAGCUCAAGCUGCACAGCAAAAAAACAGUUAUCGAGGUCCAGAAGAUGGUAAAGAAGGAUCUGCUGCUGCCACAGACUCCUCUAAUAUGAACGAGGAGAGGAAAACCAUGGCUGCUCGUGCUUCAGCUGCUACAGUUGGGCAAUCCAUUGCUUUUUCAAGGGAUGUAGCUGACAAUUCAGUUUCUUCGAUGGUGGGGGGGAACAAUGUUGUUGAUAGCUCAGCUCGAAGUCUUAAUGUUACUCAAGGAUCAUCUGCUCGUCCAAGUCGUUCGUCAGUGCCAACUUCAAUCAGUAAUUCUAAUGCUUCGAAUUCUCAGCAACAGCAACAAAUGCUCUUUCCUAAACAGCAGCCAUAUGUAGCUCUUAGCGGUCCAGUUGGCCCUAGCAAGACUCCCACAACUACUAAUGGAAAUGUCUACCCAUGGUUGUCUCCUCCCACAACGAGUAAUGGAAAUGUCUACCCAUGGUUGUCUUCUCCCACAACGACUAAUGGAAAUGUAUACCCAUGGUUGUCUGGUUUUUCGACUCUUGUACAAACAAGUGGAACCUCUGUACAGUCUCCACAGCUGAAGAAUAUUGUCAGGCCAAAUUCAUCGCAAGUUUCUUCUCCUUCACCUUCUACUUCAAUAGCCUCCAACACAAAGAACCUUCCCCAGCAGCAAGGUAGGUCUCAACAAAACCACACUCAAAUCUCCUUUGGGGCAGCUGCAGCUAACCCUAAACCAUCUUCAAUGUCACAAGGGCAGCAAGCGCAGAACAAUAAUCAAGCCCCUCCAUCCCCUAUGCUGGUUGGGUCCCCCUCAACCUCUUCGGUGUCCAAGGGAGCUAGUGGAAGCCCAAGGAAUACACCAAGCGGCAACAAAGUGGGGGCUCAGGGAUCAACAUUGCCAUCUCAAUCAGGGAGAAACUCACAAUCUCCAUCUAUCUCCACCCAAAAGCCAUCAUUCAUUGGUGGCCUUCAUGUCAUGCCAAAUUCAACCUCAUGUGGCAAGUCCCAAUCGCAGCAGUCUCAGCAGCAAGCAGUGUCAAUGCAAAACAUUCAACAAACUCAAAUCUACUUCAACAAUGCGUACAUGCAACCUUCAGCUAGCACGUCUGCUACUAUGGCUGGAGGCGGGUAUCAUCUUCAAAUGCACAGACAUGACGGUCAGAAACAUCAACAAGGAUCCAAAUCUCAAACGUCAGUUCCCAUUACCUCAUCAAGUGGGAUGAUAGCCUUGUGUGCACCAGUUUCGCAAGCUAAUACCAGCACAUCUGAUCCGGCUAAGGGGGUGUCCACGUCUACAGCUGCAGCAGGUGCAAACAAUAUGAAGGGUGGUUUGCCACCACAGGGGAUCUUUCAUGCAGCUCAGUUUGCUGCUGGUCAGUCAGCUGGGGUUGCACCUCUAUUACUGCCUGCAGGCUUUCCGUAUGCUCAUGCUGUUUCCACAACAGUCCAGCCGAAAUCUGCUGAGCAGAAGCAACCUGCUGGUGAUUAAACUUCAUGGAGCUUAUAGGUGUUGAGCUUUCUGGUGUUCCCAGACUUUAAUGAAAGACAAUACAAAUCCUGAAUGAAGAAUCAAGAGAUUCUUGAAUGAGAUUGGUUGGGGGAUUCUGAAUUUAGUAACCCAAAUUUUGGGGCUCUCCUGUAUAGAAAAUGACAAUUAAAAAGCAUGGUGGCCACCCGAGAAGUAACGACAGGCAAGAUUGCCGAUGAAACGUUGAAUUUGCUCGAGUCAAGAAACGAGACUCUGAUGGAAGUGCAAUGCUCGAAAUCGAAGAGAACCAUGUGAAAAUGGAACUAAAAUUUGAAGGGGAUGAUAGGAAAGGUAGUGCUGUCUUUGUUUGAUGGUUGAUGAUGUGGACAGGUUCAUGAAUUUAUGGUUGUUUCUACAUGUAGUGAAACAGUUAAAGGGAAAGGUGGAGGACUAAAAAAUUUGUCAUGUUUUUGUUGUCAUGUGAAUCCACUUUUGAGGGGCCAUAAAACUUUGAUGUAAGAACAUAACUUUCCUUCUUACCAUUGCUCACAAAGAAAAAGAAAUUUUGUUACCUUUUCAAACUAUCUA